Aspergillus fijiensis CBS 313.89 is the source of this 1256-nucleotide messenger RNA. RefSeq lists its product as uncharacterized. The coding region runs from base 228 to 1205 and encodes 325 amino acids. The record is from RefSeq and is a predicted model, not a curated record. NCBI's taxonomy places the organism in Eukaryota, Fungi, Ascomycota, Eurotiomycetes, Eurotiales, Aspergillaceae. The transcript has 5 exons.
ACAAAUUUUUGUAACGCAUUGCUCUGUGCAUGCGAAGACUUUCCAGCUCACAACAAGCUACCCAGCGUCAAGUGGCAUUUCACAAUACAUCCACAUUCCUGCGUCGAAUGCAGAACCCUCGAACCAAGCAAGCUCUUUAGGUGUCAUUCAAAGCACAAUUCGACACCAUGAGUCGUGCCACAGGCGAUGAAACAGCCCAAGCAGCGAGAACGGCUUAAUUGACCCAAAUGUUCUUCAGACAAGAACUACCCAAAGGCAGUCGCGUCCUCAGCAUCGAAAGCCACGGCAUCAGCUUUUGGGGCUCCACCUACCGGAUCGAUACCGAGCUCGCCGACGGGCGCCCUCAUUCCUUCUUCAUGAAGGUGCUCCCCGGUGGCGAGCGAGCCCGGGACAUGGUGCGCGGCGAAUUCGAGUCCAUGAAAGCGAUCUACGCCGUUACGCCGGACUUCGCGCCCCAGCCUCUCGACUGGGGGCCCCUGCAAUCCGACCCCGACCAGCACUUUUUCCUCUGCGAGUACCGCGACAUGAUCAGCGAGAUGCCGGAUCCCGACCAAUUUGCCGCGCGUCUCGCCGCCCUCCACAGCAGGAGCGUCUCCCCGACGGGUCGAUUUGGGUUCCACGUGGUCACGCACAAUGGCAACCUGCCGCAGAGGACGGAGUGGGAGGAUAGCUGGGAGGUGUUCUUCGCCAAGAGCCUGCGGCACGCGCUCGACCUGGAGAUCCAGGCUAAGGGCCCCGACCCGGAGCUCGAUCGCCUCGCGCCUGUGAUCUUCGAGCGGGUGAUCCCCCGUCUGCUGCGACCGUUGGAGAGUGAGGGCCGGUCGGUGAAGCCGGCCCUCGUGCAUGGGGAUCUCUGGUACGCCAACUCCGGGGUGGAUGUGGAGACCAACCAGUCUCUGGUUUAUGACGCUUGCUGCUUCUAUGCGCAUAACGAAUAUGAGUUCGGUCAAUGGCGCCCGAUCUGCAAUCGGUUUGGAGAAGAGUACCUCGCUGCAUAUCGGUCUUAUAUCCAAGUUUCCGAUCCUGAAGAGGAUUAUGAGGGACGUCUCGACCUGUAUAAGUUGCGAUUUAAUACCCACGUAUCUGCCCUCUUCACAGAUAAUGAAGGGCUUAGAGUGCAAAUGCUAGGCGACAUGAAAGAUUUGAUUCGGCGGUAUGGUCAAGAACUCGACGCUAAGCCACUAGUUCGAGCCCGAGUAUAUUAACUCGAGCUAUUCCGAGUCAAUAGAUAAGAGACAAGCAAUGGAAGACAAUCC